Phytophthora nicotianae INRA-310 is the source of this 4439-nucleotide messenger RNA. RefSeq lists its product as hypothetical. The coding region runs from base 43 to 3552 and encodes 1169 amino acids. The record is from RefSeq and is a predicted model, not a curated record. The transcript has 4 exons. Gene Ontology annotation, biological process: potassium ion transport. NCBI's taxonomy places the organism in Eukaryota, Oomycota, Peronosporomycetes, Peronosporales, Peronosporaceae. Gene Ontology annotation, cellular component: membrane.
CGACUUGUGAGAGACCAGUCUACAAUUUACCAGGGGACAAUCAUGACGGACGUGGUGGCGGCCAUCGCCCCCGCCUGCUCCAUCACGGACAACUCGGCCGGCUGCUACACGGCGUCGUGGUACCUUAUUUGGGACCAAGUUCGCUAUUGGCUGCUCAUCCAAGUGCCUGUUAUCGCGCUCUCUAUCGUCUAUGAGUGGCUCGAACUGGCUUCGCACAAAUAUGUCGAGCGACUGCGUAAAAUUUGCGACUCUCCGCUCACCAACGUCGUGAACUAUCUUGUUCAACUCGUCACCAGCUUCUAUGUCUGCAUCAACUGGAUUGUACGGGGUGGAUCGUUGACUGUGAGUUUCUCGUCGUGGUCUAUUGAGUCGCUGUUUCUCAUCGCUACGGGUGUCGGAUACGGUAUUCGCUGGCUAGCUGCCAAGAACAAAGUGACGUUCGUACUGCAGCUGCACAAUUUAUUCGACUUAUUGUCGGUAGUAGCGCACUUUACCAUUUCAUUCCAGACGAUCGUGGUUGGGACUAAGCGACUUCGAUCAUGGCUGGAUUUUGGCUUCAUUCGGUCCUAUGUGGGUUACGUGGUGGUGGAUCAUUUGUUCGCUCGCUACCCGAACAAAACAUUUUUCUCGCAGGUGUUACUCGUGGUAUUCAAGGCUCUGUGCCUCGUCUUCUUCUUCGCAGCAGUUUUGUUCUCUCUCGAACAGCUUGGAGAAUUACCACAUACCAACAGUUUCCUGCUUCAUGUGUACGAAUGCAGCAAUGAAGCUGGCACCGAGACGAUCCUCCAAGCCACCAGUGAAGGCACGGACGCGUUUCCAAACUGUGACGAAACGUGGAGCUUCUUCUCGUCCAUUUACUUCAUGUUUGUGACGGUCUCUACUGUGGGUUAUGGUGAUUUUUCACCUCACACCGUGCUGGGUCAGCUUACUGUUUGUGUGAUCAUCGUGUUUGGAAUCUAUACAUUCGCGAACGAAUCGGCUGCUUUUAUGGCGCUUUACGGAGAUCAACGUGGAACACUAGUGAAAUAUGAUGGCUCAAGAAAUACUGUGCACGUUAUAGUGACAGGAAAUCCUUCAGUGGCCCAGACUAAGGACUUUAUCCGCGAAUUUUUCCAUCCUGACCACGAGGAGGCAUUUCAAGGUCAAGCCAGCGACAGUGAAGAUAGCGACGAUGAAGUUCAGAAGUUGGUGGCAGGUCAAAGUUCUACUGAAGCUUCUCAUUCUCGUAGUGAGAUUCCACUGAAGAAUCACGUUCGAUAUGGCAGUAUUCAUGAAGCAUAUACGGCAAUGGAAGAAGGAGAAGUUAGUAUCAAAAAAGACAAGAAGCGAGAUGUUAAACCGCUCGUCUCGAAGUGGAUGCAUCGUGGAGGAAGUUUAAUCCGUGAGACCCAUAUUGUUGUGCUCAUGCAGUUCGAUAAGGCUGGCGAGAACGCUUCGUACCAACGAGAAGUGAUGGAGUUUGUGGAGCAGAACCCACGAUACCAUAAGCGCGUGUUCCUAGUGUACGGCUCUCCACUACGAGAUACUGACCUGAAGAACGCGCAACUCGAUCGAGCCAUGGCUGUAUUUUUCUUGCCAAACAAAUAUUCGGAUGAUGGCAACAAGGAAGAUGCGGCUACAGUGCUGCGUGUUCUGUCAGUAUCUCAGCAGAAACAGGAACACACUCAACUAUUCGCCAUGCUAGCCAACUCGGACAACCGCACACUACUAGAAGCCACUGGGUUAAGCAAGGAAAAUCUGGUCUGCGCAGAUGAAAUUCGUCUUGGACUUAUGGGUCUCAGUUGUCGAUGCCCUGGCCUAUCAACGGUGGUGUCAAACUUAAUCACAAGUCGCAGUGGAGAGAUCCCCGAAGUCGCUCCGGAUCAAGCUCAUCUACUGAAACCUUGGGUCUCCGAGUACAUUUCUGGUGCUGCCAAUGAAAUCUACUCGUGUUGUUUGACGAAACAUUUCCACGGCAUGAAUUUCAUCCAAGCCACGAUGCACAUCCAUCGACAGUCAAAUGGUUUGGUGCUUCUUAUCGCUGUUGAGUCCGAUGGAGAUAUCGCGUUCAAUCCUGGCCGGUGGUAUCGUAUUACUCCAAGUACGAAAGCUUACUUAAUCGCUGAGUCCAUCAGCUCUCUCGAGCCGUUCGCUGGCACACCAACAAUGAGCAGCGUCGCUGCUUUGUCCACUAACAUGGCGCUACUACAGAGUCGUGGGAACCUGCUAAGUCGUGCUCGUCAAGCGCAACAUAACGUUGAGAGACGAAUCCCAAGAGAUAUCCGAGAGUACAUCAUGCGGUGCGCUGUCAACGAUCCGUCUCAGAUCCCGACGUCCCCUUCCGGUGAAUUGCUCGCUGCUGGCGGCCACAUUGUCGUGUGUAGCAGUAUUGGCAACGAGAGUGGAGGACAGCGCUCUGUCUCUCGGUUGGUGAAUUUCUUACGACCACUACGAGCUCCACAUAUCGAACGGAUUGUCCCCGUUGUGAUCGUAGACGCUGGCACUUUUGACAGCGUUUCGUGGCUUCAACUGAGAGAUUUCGGCGAGGUGUAUCACGUACACGGAUCGCCUCAGAACCACCACGUUCUUGCUACUGCUGGGAUCUACACGGCGUCGUCCAUUGUCGUGCUUGCUCAAGGGAAUGAGGCUGGAUACGACGACUCCAAGGCGAUUUUUAACGCGAUUCUAGUCAACUCAGCACUACAACGCAACAAAAUCUUUACGAUCAUUGAGCUUCGGGAUGUUAACAACAACCGCUUUUUGGAUCCAGUAUCGAGCUUCGGUUCAUCACGAAGACUGCAAGACAAUGAUUUUAUGGACGAGAAUGAAGGUGAAUACGACGUCAAGUCGCAGUUAUCCAGCUAUCGCGGACCGUUCUCUUCUGGUGUUCGUGAGAGUUUACAACACGGUCGAGCAUCAAGUGUCACGAAGAAGCAGAACUGGAUGCAACAUAAGGCUAAAGUAGUCAAGCAUGCGUGCUCUGCUGUGAAUACUUUCUUCCUUGGAAGUCUGAAAACUGCCGCGCAACAGGUGAGUACGUAUGGAGGACAGACAGACAGCGCCACUGGGGUUACGAUCGAGAGUCUCUACAAUGGUGACGACAGCGAAACGUUCUUCCAGGAGCGCUUUAUGAACGGAGCUCUGUUCCCUUCGUACGUCGCUGAUGACUUGCUGAUCCAAAGCUUCUUCAAUCCGUCGCUCAAUACGUUCAUCCGAAAGAUUCUUGAUGGUAAAAGUUGCUUCGUGCUGUACGACGUGCCGAAAGAGUUACGCGAACGUAAGCUGCUGUAUGGAGAGCUCUUUGAGUACAUGACGUCGAGUGUGGCACAUACGCUACCGAUCGGCUUGCUUCGUGCGAAGGGAGGUCCUGGAGGUGCACCUUACCCGUAUGUGUACACGUGUCCGUCUUCCGACACGAUCGUGUACCCCGGAGACAAGAUUUUCGUUCUCAUCAACGUCAUGGCGCUCGAUCGUCUAGCAAAUAAAUUGCAGCGACGCUUUUGGAACCGCACCAAACCAUCAAUGACUAUGGCAGACCUUGUGGAUACCAUUUCCAGACCAUCACAACUGUAGGAAACCCAACUUAUCAUGGACAUUUUAAUAGCGAGGCGACGCCUUGCGGACUGCUGUGCUAGCAAAUCCCAGGGACGAGAUACUUCAUCGUGUUUAUACACUCAAGUCCAGUUGCAUCGGGGAACAAUUGUUCAAGUUUCUCCACAAUGAGAAUUGUAUCCGGUGUCCACUCUGAGCUGUCUAACUUAUCCCUAAAUACGCUUCGAAGCGUCUUGGAUCGGAUUCGUCCCAGAAAACCACUUGAUGGCGCUCUUUGAAGCACAGACAGAAUUGAGCUGGAAGUUGAUCAACUGUUUUGGAUACAAAUCCGCGAAACAAAUUGACAAUAACGCGUCGACAUCUCCACCACUUGGUCCUCUCCUUCUUGAUUCUCUCCAUGCUAUAAGCGUCGAUUACGAUCGCCAGCACAAUGUUUAGCAGCACAAACGUCUCUAGAGCCAUGAAGCUCCAGUAAAACGCAAUCGAGUAGUGGAUACCCUUAAUGACCUCGAAGUCGAAUCCGCCAAAAAGCACAUUGACACAAGUCAUGGAGAUUAAUAGAGAAGAGAACUCGUGCACGCGAUUACCGAAUAGUACACUGCGAACGCCAUGAAAAUCACCAAGAAGGUCACAGAGAACGCUCCACACCAGUAUAGAGCUUUUUUGAACUGAGUGACUCAGGAGACUUAGCCCAAUAUGGUUGCGGAAUGUGUUGAGCACUCGAAGACCUUGGAUGAAGACCGCAGCUGUAGCAAGCAGCCGCAUCAACACGGAAAGACGAGUGACGUACUUGAGUGAAUCGAUAAGAGUCGUCAGUGCAUCGUCUCCGCUUGAAUUCCCGUGCUGCAGAUUAGUGAUUUUCUGCUGGAACUCCGUACCCGUAAUCACUAAUUGAGCAACGAAACUGU